UUUAUCACUAACUGUAAAUAAAACUCAAUACCACCUUUGCACAAUAAUAACAGCUAAUAUUUAUUGAGCACUUAUGUACCUGCCAUUUUAUUACUUUAACUCAUUUAAUGCUUAUAAGAACAUUAUGAACUAGAAAUUGUUAUUCUCAGAUCGUAAACGAGGAAACCAAGACUCUGGAGGUUAAGCCACUUGACCACGAUUUUAACGAAUAGACAGUAUAUCGUUUCUUGAUCUUGGGGCCUGAGAAAGACCUAUGAGGAAUCUGGUCCAUCCUCUUAUUUUACAAUGAGGAAACAGACCCAGCAGAGGGAAGCAGCCUCUUACUCAAGAUCACAGCCUUUUCCCAGGGAAGGUCACAUAAGUCUUGCCCUAAGGUGGGCUAUGUAAUAAGAGCAGGAGGAGAUAAGCUAAUGGGUCUUGAUUUUGUUCUGUCUUCCAAGGACCGGGAAGAUACUCUGAAAUUCUCUGUAACAGAAGGAUGGAGCUGCAGCUGGUGUCUUGGCCUUGGGAAAGCCUCCAGAGCAAGCCGUGUUUAGUCAGAAACUGUGGCCAUGGGUUUCCAGCCCUCUGCAGGCCCAGCUCUCAGCAUGUGGAGCUGAAGACAAACUGAGCUGGUCUGAAUUUUGGGGUCACCACCUACUGGCUCCGUGACCUUGAGAAACUUACACAACCUCUCUAAAUUUCAGAUUCUCAUCUGUAGAGCUGAAACUUUAUGAGGGCUGUCAUGAGGGCUAGACAGCAAAUAUGAGAUAAAUGGUAAAUAUUAAUAAGAGAAAAGCAAAUACCUUCAGAGAUCCCUUAUAAUUCCAAUUCCAAUUUAUCUGUCUUACUGCUUCUCAAAAGUCAGCAAUGAUGCUGGGAAUUUCUUCCAAGUACCCCUCCAUAGCUUCAACAGACAAUUGGCAAAGAAGGUUUGAAGACCUGAUGUGGUUUUUAAUCAAGGACCUGAAGCAAGGACUACUACACCUAUAGGAUUAAAAAUCUUUUCACUUGCAAAAACCUAUUAGGUGUGUUUGGAGGUCGUAAUGCUAUAAUUACCGCAUUUAACAGUUUAUAGAGCACGAGCCAAGCAUAUUCCUUGCCUGUUUAAUAAUGUCUAGGUGUCAGCCUUUCAGUGGUAUCAGCACUGAAAAUAUAAGGGAAAUGACUUUUAAAAGAGUAGUUCUCAAACUUUAGUGUACUCAGAAUCAUCAGGGAACCUGGUGACAUAGGUAGAUUUCUGGAUCCAGAUCUCAGGCAGCCAGGCCAGGUAGUCUGCAUUCUUAUCAGCACCUCCAGGCUUGUUCUGAAGCUUUUGGUCCCCAGAACAUACACUGAGAAAGGCUGUUCUAAGGGCUCACUGUCCAGCUACUCUUUCCUGAUGCUCUCCAGGGAAUGCCCAACAAAUGAACGCCCUUUAUGCAGCAGUAGCAGCAGAGCAGCCAUAGUUGCUCUUGAAUGAUGAUGGAUUUCUCCUCCUAAUCUAUAUGUUUUAAGGGUCCAGUUUCAUUUGAUCCAUCCAUAUUAUGUUCUACAAAAACAUCAAGAUUCCCAGGUAAACUUGAGAUGGUGAAAAGACUGGAUUGAUUGCCCUCGCCACCUCUCAUCUCUAGGCUGGGAUCGAUUUAGCUCUUUAACCAACAAGUGAUUUGUUCUUUGGCAUGAGAGAAAGGAAAACAACAACGAAAACAAACAAACAAACAAAAAACAAAAAGAGGAGUAAAGGGAGUUGAUAAUGAUAGUUUGCACCCAUCUAAAAUGUGGGCUAGAAAUAAAGCUGUCCCAGGAGAGCUGAAGCUGAGUUCUCUCAACACACAGCUAAAGAUUCAUAUCAGGGUCUCAACCAGGUAUGUCAGGUGGCUUAAUUAGAAACUCCUAGACUAUGAGUUUCACAGACACAUGGGUGGCCCAAUGGCCACUUUAGUAUCUGGGCUUCAGCAAAAUGAGAUAAUAGCUAUCAUCCAAAAACAUUUGGGUUUUAAAAAAGAAAAAAAACCUAUUAUCUGGUGCUACAAAAUGAAAUAAAGCCCUGCUUUUAAGCACAGCAUAUCACUGUUGCUUUCGAGUUUAAAUAUUAAGGAACACAUUUUGUUAAUGAUUAAAACAGUAGUGAUUGAUUUAGGGGGCUUGGUAAACAUUUAAUCUGUCCUUAUUCCUUACAGAAGGAGCACACGGCUUAGGGCCCUAGGAUGGACAUUAGGUAACGAUUGAAUGGAGUUUUAAUUUUGUGUUAUUAUUAAUAGUUAAUGUAAUUUUGAUUAUGUUGGAAGCUGGAGGUAUAUUGUCAGUCAUCCUUUCAGGGUGGUGGUACUGCCCUGUCCUGCUUAAUCAGAGGUUCUUAGAGGAGGUGGGCUCAGAAGUGAUUUAAAUGAAAGAAGGUUGAUGUUUAAUAUAAUAAACUUUCAAUUAAACAUUUAAAUCAUUUUCAAAUUGAAAAGGGUCAUGGAAAUUAUCUGGCCUAAUUCUUUCAUUAUGCAGAUGAGAAAACUGAGACCCUAGAGAAUUAAAGGACUUGCCCAAAGCCAUUCAGCUUGUCUCCCUUGUUUGAUGUAUUAUUAGGCUAAAAGACUUCACAGGCCUAACUUGGAAAAGAUGGCAGGAGACCUUGGCUCUGCUCUCACAGUUGUUUCUCUGAUCUCAAGCACUUCCCACCCUUUGUAACCUGUGUUCCACACAGGAAGUAAUUCCUGUUUUAUAAAUAUUGGAGGUGUGUGAAGGUAGUUUUUACAGAAGAGCUACCUUGGACCAGUAUCUUUUUAAGUAAAGACUUAAAUGCCCUGCUUGAGACAGUGAAGUGUAAUAUCUAUCCCAGGGAAAGAAAUCCAGCACAGAAAAUGCUCCAUCCUUUGGUAUUCCCCCAGCUACCUGGAGCUCAGGGCAGUGACCCUCAGCCCUGCCCUGCAGCUGAAGUAGCUCAGGACUCGAGAGCAGAGGCUGUGACUUACUUCAGGGCUCUGGGCAAGUCCCUUUAACGUGGCUGUCCUUCCCCUUCGGUGUUUGUAAAACACAGAGAUGAUGCUGAUAUCUUCGUCGCUCCAUCUGUUUGGGAAGGUUUAUAAAGCCACACAUUCCCCCUCCCUGCUAAUAUGAUUACUAGCACUUUCUUGUAGGAAAGGCCCAACUCCUCAUCUUCUUUCUUCCUUUAAAAACAGACCAAAGGGUAUAUUGUCUUGUGUCCUUGUGGCCAAAAAGGUUGUUGCUUCUGUGGUUGUUACCUUCUUAGAAUGUCAGUUUGCUGAUGUUAAGGAUUCCUAGGUGCACCACAAAUCAACAACAUCAAAAAUCAACAACAACAAUAACAAAAAUAACUGCCUUGUUGGUUCUUGGAAGUUAUGAGUUACAAACAGACUUUUCCAAUUAUAAAAACGUUGCCCCAGCCUGUCUCCAAGCCUCCUCUGUCCUCAAAAGGGUGAGGUCUGGAGGGGCAGGGGGAAGUAGACUGUUCGUUAGGGCUGACUUUCUGAGGGUCACCAAGGCUUUCCACAAGAAGCAUUUUAAAAAAUGCUUUGGAAGGAAAGUCAUCUCUCAAUAGCCAAAGAGGUACCUGGUACCUCUUUUAAGCACACAGCUCUGAGCACAGCCUGUUUCUCAACGUUUGGAAAUCCUUUAACAGUUUAUGGAAGGCCUCCCUUUAAACCCAUCCAACAGCUCCCUUCUCCAUAACCUGAUUUUAGAGGUGUUUCAUUAUCUCUAAUUACUCGGGUGAAUGGUGAUUACUCAGUGUUUUAAUCAUCGGUUUGGGCAGUAGCUACUCUAAACUCAGAGAAGCCCAGACUACCCUGGGUAUUUUUGGAAGGUACUGGGACUAGUCGAUGCAUGCAUUCUAGUACCUCUGCACGUGGUCACCAGGUGAGCCCCGAACGCUUCCCGGAGCUGGAGGCAGCGGCGUCCCAGCCUGGGCAGCAGCUGCUGACUCGGGCGCUGCCCGGGUUUCCGGGACCAGGGCCGGCGAGGCGAGGCCCGGCGGCGGGAUGGGAGGAUGUGGGCGGGGCUCCCAUCCCAGAAAGGGAGGCGAGCGAGGGAGGAGGGAAGAAGGGAGGGGCUGCCGGAGAAGAGGAGGAGGAAGGAAAGAAAGAAAGAGAGAGUGAGAGAGGGAAAGAGGAGGAAGAAGAUGCGGGAGGGCAGAGGAGGAGGGAGGGAGGGAGGAAAGGAGAGCGCAGCUCGGCCCGGAAACUAGGUGAGUUUGGCAUCAGAGCCGAGGGACAGGAGCCUGCGACGCCGCUGCAGAUCAGGGCUGAGUAUCUCGCCUCUCUCCCUGAUGGGAUUCCCGUCCACGCCGUCUCGAGCCUGCUGCGUCCCAGUCCUCAGCCCUCGCCCAGGUUCACUGCAGCUGUUCAGAGGUCCCCAGGAGCUGCUGCUGGCGAGCCUGCUACUGCAGGGAUCUAUGGAGCCAUUCCGUAGUGCCAUCCAGAGCAACGCACUGCCGCAGCUCCUCUGAGCAUUUCCAGCAAGUUUGUUCAAGAUUGGCUGUCAAGAAUCAUGGACUGUUAUUAUAUGCCUUGUUUUCUGUCAAGACACCAUGAUUCCUGGUAACCGAAUGCUGAUGGUCGUUUUAUUAUGCCAAGUCCUGCUAGGAGGCGCGAGCCAUGCUAGUUUGAUACCUGAGACGGGGAAGAAAAAAGUCGCCGAGAUUCAGGGCCACGCGGGAGGACGCCGCUCAGGGCAGAGUCAUGAGCUCCUUCGGGACUUCGAGGCCACACUUCUGCAGAUGUUCGGGCUGCGCCGCCGCCCGCAGCCUAGCAAGAGCACGGUCGUCCCGGAUUACAUGCGGGAUCUUUACCGGCUUCAGUCUGGGGAGGAGGAGGGGGAGCAGAUCCACAGCAUUGGUCUGGAGUAUCCCGAGCGCCCCGCCAGUCGCGCCAACACCGUGAGGAGCUUCCACCACGAAGAACAUCUGGAGAACAUCCCAGGGACCAGCGAAAACUCUGCUUUUCGUUUCCUCUUUAACCUCAGCAGCAUCCCAGAGAACGAGGUGAUCUCGUCUGCAGAGCUUCGACUCUUCCGGGAGCAGGUGGACCAGGGCCCUGACUGGGAGCAGGGCUUUCAUCGUAUAAACAUUUAUGAGGUUAUGAAGCCCCCGGCAGAAGUGGUGCCCGGGCACCUCAUCACACGACUACUGGACACGAGACUGGUCCACCACAAUGUGACACGGUGGGAAACUUUUGAUGUGAGCCCUGCAGUCCUUCGCUGGACCCGGGAGAAGCAGCCCAAUUAUGGGCUGGCCAUUGAGGUGACCCACCUCCAUCAGACACGGACCCGCCAGGGCCAGCAUGUCAGGAUUAGCCGAUCGUUACCUCAAGGGAGUGGGGAUUGGGCCCAGCUCCGGCCUCUGCUGGUCACCUUUGGCCAUGAUGGCCGGGGACAUGCCUUGACCCGACGCCGGAGGGCCAAGCGUAGCCCCAAGCAUCACCCACAGAGGGCCCGGAAGAAGAAUAAGAACUGCCGGCGCCACUCGCUCUAUGUGGACUUCAGCGAUGUGGGCUGGAAUGACUGGAUUGUGGCCCCACCAGGCUACCAGGCCUUCUACUGCCAUGGAGACUGCCCCUUUCCACUGGCCGACCACCUCAACUCAACCAACCAUGCCAUUGUGCAGACCUUGGUCAACUCUGUCAAUUCCAGUAUCCCCAAAGCCUGUUGUGUUCCCACCGAACUGAGCGCCAUCUCCAUGCUGUACUUGGAUGAGUAUGACAAGGUGGUACUGAAAAAUUAUCAGGAGAUGGUAGUAGAGGGCUGUGGGUGCCGCUGAGAUCAGGCCUUCCUUGGGGACACACACACACACACACACACACACACACACACACACACACGUUCCAUCCACUACUCACCCACACACUACACAGACUGCUUCCUUAUAGCUGGACUUUUAUCUUAAAAAAAAAAAAAAAAGAAAGGAAAAAAAAUCUAAACAUUCACCUUGACCUUAUUUAUGACUUUAUGUGCAAAUGUUUUGACCAUAUUGAUCAUAUAUUUUGACAAAAUAUAUUUAUAACUACGUAUUAAAAGAAAAAAUAAAAUGAGUCAUUAUUUUAAAGGUAAA
Messenger RNA from Orcinus orca (killer whale), 6016 nucleotides. RefSeq names its product bone morphogenetic protein 4 (gene BMP4). NCBI's taxonomy places the organism in Eukaryota, Metazoa, Chordata, Mammalia, Artiodactyla, Delphinidae. Gene Ontology annotation, molecular function: BMP receptor binding; growth factor activity; cytokine activity. The transcript has 4 exons. Gene Ontology annotation, biological process: negative regulation of apoptotic process; negative regulation of transcription by RNA polymerase II; SMAD protein signal transduction. Gene Ontology annotation, cellular component: extracellular region. The record is from RefSeq and is a predicted model, not a curated record. Bases 4499 to 5725 code for a protein of 408 amino acids.